GGCAUCGUCCGUCGUCCCUAGCAGUCAGACGUCGGCGUUCAUUGUCAACACCACGGUAUUACAAUAACAUCAAUCUCGAUAGAAACUUUAAACAAUGUAGAGUCUCAAACGUUGACGUAAUGUCAAGAGUACAGUGUUAAGUUACAAACGCAUACAGGAUGACAAUUGGGAAAUUGCUGAAACCAAUCGGUUGUUAUUUUUGUGUAAUAGUUUGUCUUACAUUGCGAUUCGCGGUCGUAUUUUCGUAUGCGGCAGGAUAACGUGUUCGUUACGUGAUUGUUACAAAUCAUCUCUGCAAUAUGUGUGAUCUAUAUCGAGACGCAGACUCGUUGCCACCGCCGUGUCUCACCGCAAAAUAAGAAUGUAGCGAGGCAACUCAUGUUUCACUCUUAUGUAAUCAGGUUGUCUGCGUGUGAACCAAGUAAUCCACUUUGAAGACUUUAUUGGAUAUAUUCUCUUCUCCAUUCGUUCUUCAUCAACGAAGAACAAAAAUCAUAUACAUAAGUGCGCAUAUAAAAUCUUGUAAAUGACAGCGUCUCGUUAAAACCUUAGGAGCGUCUCGGUUAAAAAUUAUUUUGAACGUUCCGGUUUUUUCUCAUUGACAAUUUUUCGACAGAGGAGGGCAAAGUUUGACGGUGCGGUGUGUUGUGUAAUCACUGGGAUCUUAAUUAACAAUUUAUUAUAAAUGCUGCACCGGAAGAGCUCGGGUAUUUGUACGUAUCGAUCACUCAUGCGAGAGACGCGUUAGUCGUGCAAGGUGAGUCACAUAAGGGAGAUCAAAUUACCGAACAAGAAGGAGCCUCGCCUGUCUAUUACCGCAGGUAGAAUUCUGCACAUUAUCUAGCCGUAUUUCUGUGCGACGAAAAUGCGCAAUAUCACGGAAAGAACGCCUCUGAGGAGAUCUGCGGAUUCGCCCGAUUACAUCGAGUUCGCCAGCUUCUUGAGGACCCGAAGAACGCGGCUCCGACAGUUCCAAUGCUGCGUCUGCGGCAUCCUGAUAGUGGUUUUCACCAUGGCUUUGGUGGUGUCCAUCAGCUAUUCUAUGAGCCAUACCAACUCCACUAAUCCCGCGAUCGACAACGCAACGUCCCCCGGCAACCUAGGUAGCACCUUGAGAUUAGGACUGGCACCUGAGUCCACCUCGCACGCGGCCUUCAGCAGUACCGCUAGUGCCACAGCCGAGCCCAAUUCCGUCCUAAUAUCUAAUGAGGACAUCGACACUCCGACGAAACAUCUCAGCCAGCUAGAAUACACGCAGGGAUUGCGAGCUGGCAAACAGGCGAUGAAGGAUCGUCUAUCCGCAGAUAUGAUCGCCGCGAAGUCACCGUUACCGUCUCCAUCCCCUGAAUCCAGGCAUCGCCACGCAGUGAGCACGUGCUCCAACGUUAGCGCUCUUGCUUUAGCAGCGGUAGGUGAAAUCGCGGCAACGAGAAUAAUCGAGAAAAUGAGGUCCAUCCAUGAUGAACCGUCGGCGAUUGAUACCUUCUUCGAUAGCGGCUGGUUACCGAAAAAUAUAUGCAAACGAUACUUCAAUCACACCUGCAAAAUCGGCAAGUACCGAACUAUCGAUGGCAGCUGCAAUCGGCCGAGAGGAUGGGGCAGCAGUAUGAUGCCUUUUCGAAGAACCUUAUCACCCGAUUACGCCGAUGGAAUCGAGUCGCCUCGAAAGGCACGAUCCGGGAAGGACUUGCCUUCUGCUAGGGAAGUCAGUCUGAAGGUGCAUAAACCUUCGGCUAGCAGCAACCCGUCCUUCACGGUGAUGCUGGCGGUGUUCGGUCAGUUUCUGGACCACGACAUCACCGCGACUGCGCUCAGUCAGGGUGUCAACGGAAGUUCGAUAGCGUGCUGCCCGCCGUUGGGAAGACAACAUCCCGAGUGUUUUCCCGUGCGAGUAAACGCCGGCGAUCCUGUGCACGAUCUGACUGGCAGGACCUGCAUGGACUUUGUGAGAUCGGCGCCGGCCCCGCGAUGCAAACUUGGUCCCAGAGAACAGCUCAAUCAGGUCAGCGCCUUCAUCGACGGCUCGGCUAUUUACGGCUCCGACAAUGAGACCGCUCGCGACCUGCGCGAGUUCACCGGUGGUCGUUUGAGGAUGCAGUUCACUCCCGACAACAGGACUCUGCUACCACCCAGCACGAAUCCCAAUGACGGUUGCAAUCGGGAAGCUGAGCGACGCCGGGGUCGCUAUUGCUUCGCCGCGGGCGACGCCAGGGCGAACGAGAAUCUACACCUGACCACGAUGCACCUUCUCUGGGCGCGACAGCACAACAGGAUCGCGAACGAAUUGGCCAAGAUCAAUCCCUCUUGGAGCGACGAGACGCUCUAUCAGGAAACGCGGCGUAUUGUCGGCGCUCAAUUGCAGCACGUCACUUAUCGCGAAUUUCUGCCCGUUAUCGUAGGCGACGAGAGAAUGAACGAGCACGACUUGGACCCCCUCGAGUCGGGCUACAAGAAACAAACGCACGAUCCGGACGAGCCGGAGAAUGAUCCGACGAUCGCCAAUCACUUCGCGGCCGCGGCAUUCCGUUUCGCUCACACCUUGCUACCGGGGUUGAUGAGAAUGACGGAUGCCGAGAAAGGCACGUCGUCCUAUAUGGAGCUGCACAAAAUGCUCUUCAAUCCGUACAGUCUCUACGCCGCCGACGGCGUCAGACGUUCGGUUACCUCGGCCACGACCAACGUUAUUCAGAGGUACUCCACGCACGUAACUUCGCAGCUGACAAGUCAUCUCUUUGAAGACCCCAUGGACAAUUCUACGGUACCAUGCGGCCUUGAUCUGGUAUCGUUGAACAUCCAACGAGGACGGGAUCAUGGAUUACCGGGAUACCCUAUGUGGCGGGAAUAUUGUGAUCUAGGAAAGGUGGGGAAUUUCAGCGACCUCGAGGGCCACCUGGACCCUCAAGUACUGGAACAGAUAUCGAUGCUCUACGAGACUGUCGACGACGUAGAUUUGUAUACCGGCGCAUUGGCGGAAAUACCGGAGUCGGACAGCUUGAUCGGGCCCACGUUUACGUGUUUAAUACUUGAUCAGUUCGCGCGUUUGCAAAAGGGAGAUCGUUUUUGGUACGAGUUUGCUGAACAACCAUAUCCUUUUACAGAAGGCCAGCUCGUGGAGAUACGCAAGAGUUCGCUGGCAAAGUUAAUAUGCGAUUGUUCUGACGCAAUCACGCACGCUCAGAUGAGAGUUAUGCGUUCUGUUGGUCCCGACAAUCCUAUAAUAUCGUGCGAAGAUAUACCAGGACCUUCCUUUGCACCGUGGAAAGAGAAUCAUGUUUCCGAUGCAUCAUCGUAGCAUUUAAAACUUUAGAAAUAAAGCGUAUAUAUGUACAGAGUAUUUAAAAAAUUAUAUAUAUUGGAUAUACUUUUAAUAAAAAAUGUAUUAAUCACUUUAGAGACAACUUUUUUAACUGUACUCGAAGAGUAUUUGUCGACUUAAAUUUCGGAAAGCCAAAUAGAUAUAAACAAAACUACAUUUUUCAGUUAAUUUCAAAUGGAGUUUAAUAUAAGAGGAGUUUGAUUGAAAACGUAAAGACAUAUAUAUAUUAUAAUGCUAGAAAUUAGAAAAUUACAAUAAAUGAUGAUGUUUGUCAGCAUUUUUGCUAGAAAAAAGUUGAUUCUAAAUUGGUUAAAAAUGUUGUUAUUAAAGAAAUAUAUAUAAUGGUUUGGGAUAUUCUGUCCCGGGAAAAAAUGGAAGAGAUCUGAACAGAUUUGAGCAGAUCUCAUCAGAUCCAAUCCACUCAGAUCUGGUUUGAUCAAAAUAUUGGCCCUAUCUGAUCAGAUCCAAUCAGACAUGAGUAGAUCUGAUCCGAUCCGGUGUCCAUCCACUGCAGAAAAUUGUUGUUUUCAAAUGUUAUUUUUUAAAUGUGUCACUUUAUUAUAAAAGUGGACUUUACAAUACAAAAGUUGUGCCAUUCCACGAUUUAUAUAACUUGGCGCAACUUAGCACGACACUGCCGUGUCUGAUACCGUUCUUAUACCACUGUUCAUCAAAUUUUAAAUACGAGAAUCAUAUUCCGUCGGAUGCCAUCUAUCGGAUACUUUGAGAUGCAACUAUGA
Temnothorax curvispinosus is the source of this 4056-nucleotide messenger RNA. RefSeq names its product chorion peroxidase. The coding region runs from base 866 to 3292 and encodes 808 amino acids. Gene Ontology annotation, molecular function: peroxidase activity; heme binding. The transcript has 6 exons. NCBI's taxonomy places the organism in Eukaryota, Metazoa, Arthropoda, Insecta, Hymenoptera, Formicidae. Gene Ontology annotation, biological process: response to oxidative stress. The record is from RefSeq and is a predicted model, not a curated record.